Messenger RNA from Mercenaria mercenaria, 774 nucleotides. RefSeq names its product adhesive plaque matrix protein-like. Lineage: Eukaryota; Metazoa; Mollusca; Bivalvia; Venerida; Veneridae. Bases 1 to 774 code for a protein of 257 amino acids. The transcript has a single exon. The record is from RefSeq and is a predicted model, not a curated record.
AUGACAAGCAAGCCAAGUCUGCUCAACAAAAUAACCAGUGCACCAAGUCACCCUCACUCAGCCACAAGAGGGCCAGUCAACCCCAUCACAAUGACAAAGAGGGCCAAGUCACCCCACUUAAUAACCAGAGCACCAAGUCACCCUCACUCAGCCACAAGAGGGCCAAUCAAACCCAUCACAAUGACAAAAAGGGGCAAGUCACCCCACUUAAUAACCAGAGCACCAAGUCACCCUCACUCAGCCACAAGAGGGCCAAUCAACCCCAUCACAAUGACAAAGAGGGCCAAGUCACCCCACUUAACAACCAGAGCACCAAGUCACCAUCACUCAGCAACAAGAGGGCCAAUCAACCCCAUCACAAUGACAAAGAGGGCCAAGUCACCACACUUAAUAACCAGAGCACCACCAAGUCACUAUCACUCAGCCACAAGAGGGCCUAAUAUAACCAGAGCACCAAGUCACCCUAAAUCAGACACAAGAGGGCCAAUCAAACCCAUCACAAUGACAAAAAGGGCCAAGUCACCCCACUUAAUAACCAGAGCACCAAGUCAACCUCACUCAGCCACAAGAGGGCCAAUCAAACCCAUCACAAUGACAAAAAGGGGCAAGUCACCCCACUUAAUAACCAGAGCACCAAGUCAACCUCACUCAGCCACAAGAGGGCCAAUCAAACCCAUCACAAUGACAAAAAGGGGCAAGUCACCCCACUUAAUAACCAGAGCACCAAGUCACCCUCAAUCAGCCAAAGAGGGCCAAUCAACCCCAUCACAAUGA